AUGCCUUCGAAUGAGGCUAUCAGCGCCAUCGUUCGAACAGGUGCAGCGAGUGUCAAGGAGGAAGGCAUCAGGAGCUUCCUAUGGAGCAAGAAAUGGCUCGUCCUCACCAUUAACGAGCUGCAGAUCUUCAAGAAUGAGCAAUCGUCCUCCCCCUCCCUCGUUCUCCAGCUGGUCGACGUCGUCGAUGUUCAGCGUGUCGACGCCAAGCCCUUCUGUAUCGAGGUUGAGAUCAAAGACAAGUUGAUGUUCUUCGCGUUCCGCUCCGACGAAGAGCUCUACGGCUGGAUGGAAGACAUCUACUCGCGCUCGCCGCUCAUGGGCGUCAGCCGGCCCACCAACUUCGUUCACCAAGUGCACGUCGGCUUUGAUCCGGUGUCUGGGGGCUUCACCGGGCUACCGCCUCAAUGGUCAAAGCUUCUUACUUCGUCUGCGAUCACUAAGGAGGAAGCUGCUCGCCAUCCAGAGGCCGUCCUCGACGUCCUGCAGUUCUACACAAACCAGCAAAUGAUGCAGUCCGAUUAUCCCCCGCCAGCCGCAUCUAUACCAGAGCGACAGCCCUCUUCGGCGCCGCGGUUCGUUGACGGCACUGGGUAUCGCAUGCAGCAACAGCCUCCACAGCAAACACCCUCAAGGGACGCUUACCCUGCGCAACCCACGCCUUCAAGGCAAAUGGAAGCCACGCGUGAUGAGCCCAAGCCGGUCCCGAAGCCUCAGCUUGCUGCGGAGCGCAAGGCCCCCCCACCACCACGCCCGCCUGUUGCUCCUCCUGGCAGGCCUACCGAGCCGACAGCCUCGCCGGCCAUGGCGCCCAACGCAGCACCAACCCAACAGCGGGCGAAGCCUGCCGAGACUGGUGGGCCUGCCACUACUCCAGCGACAGCUGCGCCCGCUGCUUCUAGGCCAGUUGAACGAAGGAUCAGUACGAUGAACGAGGCCCAGAUCAUGGACAAGCUGCGAUCUGUGGUAAGCUCCGACGACCCAUCAACGAUGUACGCCAAGAUCAAGAAAGUGGGACAAGGCGCGUCUGGGAUGGUCUUUGUCGCCAAGACUCUUGCUACUGGCAAGAAGGUGGCCAUCAAGCAAAUGGACCUUGCACAACAACCUCGCAAGGAACUUAUUGUCAACGAGAUUAUCGUCAUGAAAGAGUCUCAGCAUCCCAACGUCGUCAACUUCCUGGAAGCGUUCCUCGUCAAGAACACCGAGCUCUGGGUUGUCAUGGAGUACAUGGAGGGCGGCGCCCUCACAGACGUCAUCGAAAACAACAAGUUGGCCGAGGACCAGAUUGCCUCGAUCUGUCUCGAGACAUGUCGCGGGCUGCAGCAUCUGCAUUCGCGCUCCAUCAUUCAUCGCGACAUUAAGUCUGACAAUCUGCUAAUGAAUGCUUUCGGCGAGGUCAAGAUCACCGAUUUCGGUUUCUGCGCCAAACUCACAGACCAGAAGUCGAAGCGGGCGACAAUGGUCGGCACUCCGUAUUGGAUGGCACCGGAAGUGGUGAAGCAGAAGGAGUACGGCUCGAAGGUUGACAUCUGGUCGUUGGGCAUCAUGGCCAUCGAGAUGAUCGAGAACGAACCACCCUAUCUUGACGAGGAGCCUCUCAAAGCUCUCUAUCUCAUUGCGACCAACGGCACACCCACACUCAAGCAACCCGACAAACUGAGCCAGGACUUGAAGCACUUCCUGAGUGUCUGCCUAUGUGUGGACGUCAACUUCCGUGCGACUUCAACUGAGCUGCUCAAGCACGACUUCUUACGACUUGCGUGUCCUGUGAAGGAUCUUGCACCGUUGUUGCGUUUCCGCCAGGCACUGGGUUGA
This is a messenger RNA of Cutaneotrichosporon cavernicola, 1812 nucleotides long. RefSeq lists its product as uncharacterized. Gene Ontology annotation, biological process: protein phosphorylation; intracellular signal transduction; regulation of MAPK cascade. Gene Ontology annotation, cellular component: cytoplasm. Bases 1 to 1812 code for a protein of 603 amino acids. Gene Ontology annotation, molecular function: ATP binding; protein serine/threonine kinase activity. Lineage: Eukaryota; Fungi; Basidiomycota; Tremellomycetes; Trichosporonales; Trichosporonaceae. The transcript has 9 exons. The record is from RefSeq and is a predicted model, not a curated record.